Effrenium voratum is the source of this 1344-nucleotide messenger RNA. NCBI's taxonomy places the organism in Eukaryota, Dinophyceae, Suessiales, Symbiodiniaceae. The record is from the annotation of a GenBank genome assembly.
AUGAACGUCGAACAGCCCUUUUCUUCGUCCAACCGCAAGAUCGACCCGUCGCGGCGGCGCGCGACGCAAUUGUUCAAGCCGGACGGCACGCCGCUCGAUCCCGACCGGCUCGAAAUCGGGCCGACCGAUGUCGCCUUUGCCGAAUGGGAGGCGCUGGGAAUCACGCCGCCGAACGUCGAGCGGAUGCGCAAGGUGCGGCUCGACCGCACCGUCGCCGAGAUCAACAGGCGCGGCUAUGGCGGCUGCCUGAUGUUCGAUCCGCUGAACAUCCGCUAUGCGUCGGACUCGUCCAACAUGCAUGUGUGGAUCCUGCACAAUUGGGCGCGGGCCUGCUUUGUCGGCGCCGACGGCCACAUGGUGGUUUGGGACUACAAGCGCUGCGAGCACCUGUCGGCGCAUCUGCCGCUGGUCAACGAGGUGCGCGUCGGCGCGGGCAUGUUCUAUUUCGUCGCCGGCGACCAGGAGGACGCGAUCGCCGCCGAAUUUGCCGCCCAGAUCGACGAUCUGAUGCGGGCUCACGGCAAUGGCUCGCGGCGGCUGGCCAUCGACAAGAUGGAACUGCACGGCGCGCGCGCCCUGACCGCGCGGGGGCUCGCGAUCGGCUCGGGGCAGCAGGUGAUGGAGCAUGCGCGGCUGAUCAAGUCCGAGGACGAGAUCGCCGCCAUGCGCUGUGCGAUCGCCACCUGCGAGAUCGCCAUGGCCGAGAUGGAAAAGGCGUGCGAACCGGAAAUUGCCGAGACCGAACUCUGGGCGAUCCUGCACGCCGAGAACAUCAAGCGCGGCGGCGAGUGGAUCGAAACGCGGAUUUUGAGUUCAGGCCCGCGCACCAAUCCCUGGUUUCAGGAGGCGGGGCCGCGCCGGCUGCUUGAGGGCGAUCUUCUGGCCUUCGACACCGACCUGAUCGGCCCCUAUGGCAUGUGCUGCGACAUGAGCCGGACCUGGUUCGUCGGCGAUGGCGAACCGAAUGCCGAGCAGCGCGACGCCUACCGCGUCGCGUACGAUCACAUGUUCGCCAACAUGGACCUGCUGAAACCGGGCGUGACCUUUUCGGAGCUGACCGCGCAAUGCGUGCACCUGCCCGAGGAAUAUCGCGCGCAGCGCUAUGGCGUCUUCAUGCACGGGGUGGGCCUGUGCGACGAGUUUCCGUCGAUCUACUACCCCGAAGACUUUGUCGAGGGCGCGUUCGACUAUCCGCUGGAGCCCGGCAUGACGCUGUGCGUCGAUGUCUAUGCCGGCAAGGUCGGCGGCAGCUGCGGGGUGAAGCUCGAAGACCAGGUGCUGAUCACCGGGACGGGGUACGAGAAUUUGUCGAAUUAUCCGUUUGAGGAAAGGUUGCUGGGGUAG